Molecule: messenger RNA, 501 nt
Organism: Nicotiana tabacum (common tobacco)
Lineage: Eukaryota; Viridiplantae; Streptophyta; Magnoliopsida; Solanales; Solanaceae
Source: RefSeq, a predicted model, not a curated record
AGCAUAAAAAGAAAAAAAGUGAAAAAGAAAGAAGUCUUGCUGUAAGCCUUUAACCCGCAGAUUACUUUUUCCCCAAGCACGAAUUGUCUCUCCAAAAACCCAUGUCAGCAUUUCCUUCCAUGAUUGAGAGUGCCAAUCAGAGACUCAUCAUUCAUCAAAACCCUUGUGUUUCCAUCAAUUUCUUCAGUACUUUUACAAAAAUUCUCUGUUAGUUUUGGGAAGAUAUAGGAAGUAAGAAUGAUACUACCAGUGUUCAAGCUAGGGACACUUGCCCUCAGAUCUUUCUGCAAACCCAUCGGCCGUCGCAUUAAGAAAGAGGCUGGCUAUCACCCUAGGUUCCGAACUUUCAUCAUCAACAUCGCCCAGGCAAACCAUAGAUUCUCAACGAAGUUGCAAAGACGUAUAUAUGGUCAUGCAACUGAUGUUGCAAUUCGCCCUCUAAAUGAAGAAAAGGCAGUUCAAGCUGCUGCUGAUCUUCUAGGUGAACUCUUUGUGUUCUCG